Molecule: messenger RNA, 636 nt
Organism: Beta vulgaris subsp. vulgaris (sugar beet)
Lineage: Eukaryota; Viridiplantae; Streptophyta; Magnoliopsida; Caryophyllales; Amaranthaceae
Exons: 2
Coding region: 1-636 (211 amino acids)
Molecular function (GO): nucleic acid binding
Source: RefSeq, a predicted model, not a curated record
AUGUCUGGAGAUGAAGAAGCAAAACAAACCAUGGAGGAAGCUCAAGUCUCAGGUCCCAAACUACAUGAUUGUAUUAAAAGAAUGGGUUACUAUUGGCUAACCAUGUUUAUUGAGCAAAGUGGUCCCAAGUCCAAACGUGAUUGGCAUGAAAGAAUAGGGGAAGCUUUAUGGGCAUACAGAACGACAUAUAAAUCAGCAACACAAUCAACCCCAUACUCGUUGGUGUAUGGCGUUGAGGCAGUUCUCCCCCUGGAACUUCAAAUUCCAUCAUUGCGAAUUGCCAUACAGGAAGGCUUGACGUCUGAUGAAAAUGAUAAACUCCGACUUGCUGAGUUGGAGGCGCUUGACGAAAAAAGACUCCAAGCACAACAAAAAUCUGAGUGCUACCAAGCUCGCCUGUCGCGCGCUUUCAAUAAGAAAGUUCGACCUCGCUCCUUUCAAGUUGGAGACAUGGUCCUAGCAAUUAAGAGACCCAUCAUUAUAUCUCGCAAGACGGGAAGUAAAUUCAGUUCUAAAUGGGAUGGUCCAUACGUUGUCAAAGAGGUGUACACUAAUGGGGCCUAUAAAAUUGUUGACGCUGACGGAUUACGGGUGGGGCCUAUCAACGGCAAGUUUCUGAAGCGCUACUACUCAUGA